This is a messenger RNA of Saccostrea cuccullata (small rock oyster), 918 nucleotides long. RefSeq lists its product as uncharacterized. Gene Ontology annotation, cellular component: cytoplasm. NCBI's taxonomy places the organism in Eukaryota, Metazoa, Mollusca, Bivalvia, Ostreida, Ostreidae. The transcript is spliced from 2 exons. Gene Ontology annotation, molecular function: 3'-5'-DNA exonuclease activity; nucleic acid binding. Gene Ontology annotation, biological process: DNA catabolic process. Bases 1 to 918 code for a protein of 305 amino acids. The record is from RefSeq and is a predicted model, not a curated record.
AUGAACAACAACAAUGAUCCAAACAGCAUCAAGGAAAUACCCCCACCUCUCAGCAAACCUGUACCUACUCCUAUUACUGAGGGCCGAUACACAUUUGUGCAUUUUGACUUAGAAACUACUGGUUUAGGUGACGAUUGUGAAAUAACACAGAUUGGGGCCUCCGUCAAUGAUGAUGUGUUUUGUCAGUAUGUUUUGCCACUGACUCAACCAAUUUCUGCAUCUGCUACUGCUGUGUCUGGUAUUGCUACACAGAAUGGUUGUAUGUACAAAAAUGGACAUGUAGUUCCGUGUAUGAAGACACCAGAUGCUGUGAAAAACUUUAUGGACUGGCUCCAAAGAUUUGGGAAAGUAUUGCUUGUAGCUCAUAAUGCCAAGUUUGAUUCAAGCGUUUUGGUGCGUGUGAUGAGCUGUAUCGGUAUAAGUGCCUCAGAACAUAUAAGUGGCUUUGUGGACACAUUACCUCUUUUUAGAGAACUUUACCCUGGCCGCAAGAGUUAUAAACAAGUGGAUUUGUUGAAGGACUUGUGUACGACACAUUAUGAUGCUCAUGAUGCCAAAUCUGAUGCCUUGGCCUUACAAACUCUUUUAUUGUCUUUGUCGGUGUCAAGUCAUACCAUGCUGAAGCAUAGUUUUUCUACAGACUUUGUUGUAGAUAAUUUGAAUUUUUCUAUGAUGAAAAAGAGAAACAUGUUAUCAUUGCAAAAUCUCAUUGAUAAUAAGAUCUUAUCAAAAUUUACUGUCAACAAAAUUGCUGAAACAGGUCUUCAUUUUCAGCACCUGUUAUUAGCUUACCAGAGAGACCAAGAAAAUGGGGUAAGAUCAUUGCUGUCUGAGAAAACUGGAGGAAAGCCAAGAGUUACAGGAAAUUCAAAAAUUAUUCUGUCUGUUCAGAAUCAUUUCAUAAACAUGAAAACAUAA